This is a messenger RNA of Elaeis guineensis (African oil palm), 1296 nucleotides long. RefSeq names its product WRKY transcription factor WRKY28. Gene Ontology annotation, biological process: regulation of DNA-templated transcription. Gene Ontology annotation, molecular function: DNA-binding transcription factor activity; sequence-specific DNA binding. The record is from RefSeq and is a predicted model, not a curated record. Lineage: Eukaryota; Viridiplantae; Streptophyta; Magnoliopsida; Arecales; Arecaceae.
AUUCCAAAGAAUCCUUCCCAAUCCCAAAGAGUUAUAUAUAUACAACUCUAACCCAGCCCUCCCAUCUCCCAUUCUCAGUUGCCUCUCUAAAGCUUCAAAGCAACACAUACCCAAUUUGUCAACAGGCUUCAUUCAUCAUGGACUCCUCGCUGAGCCUUGAUCUCAAGGUCGGUUCUCUCCGGUUCCCCACCGAAGUUCCAAAAGUGUUACGCAAUAGUCCCAAGCAUGAGGAAGAGGGGCUUCUUAUGAAAAGAGAGGUUGGUGUUCUUGAGGCAGAGCUCAAUCGGGUUUCUGAGGAGAAUAGAAGACUAAAUGAGAAGAUUGCCAUCAUUUACGAAGAUUGUGCCAACCUGCAGAGCCAGAUAAAAGAUUUGAUGACCACCAUGCGCUCAGAUAGGGGGUCGGUCUCGCCGGAAAGGAAGAGGAAGAGUGAGAGCUCUGCCAUGAAUGGCUACAGUGAUGUGGCUAAUGGAAUGACCAAUUGGAUGGGACGUCAGAUUGAAAGCAACUCAAGCGGAAAUUCUUGCAAGCGACCGAGAGAAGAUUGUGAUCUGAAGGUCUCUAGGCUCUGCGUUCGCACCGAUCCAUCGGAUUCAAGCCUUAUUGUAAAAGAUGGGUAUCAAUGGAGAAAAUAUGGUCAGAAGGUGACAAGAGACAAUCCAUGUCCAAGGGCCUACUUCAGAUGCUCAUUUGCUCCUGCUUGCCCUGUCAAGAAGAAGGUGCAAAGAAGUGUAGAGGAUAGAUCGAUCCUGGUUGCAACUUAUGAAGGCGAGCACAACCAUGGUUACCCUUCUCAGCUUCCAGCACCCAAUGGUUCCAGCCGUGGUGGCUCGGUCUCUCGCCAUUCUUCCGGCCCGAGCAACGUAACACUUGAUCUCACACGAGUGGGAUCGCAGCAGGAGGUUGAGUCACCCGAGCUUCCGCGGAGUUUGGUGGAGCAAGUGGCGUUGUCAUUGACGAAGGAUCCAGGGUUUAAAGCCGCACUGGCCACCGCCGUUUCUGGGAACAUUCUUUAGCUCUCUCCUGUACGUUGGGAAUUAGGGAUCAGCUGAAGUGAUCCAUUAUUCUAUUUUUCUGUGUCUUCAGAUUUAUUUUGGGCUGCUCAUGCUCUUCAGGGUGAUAAGAUGAUGUAGAGAUGGAUGACGCAUUUGUGAAUAGAAUUUUCUUAGCAAGAGAUUCAGAAAUUUUAUUUAAAUUGGGGAAAAGAAACACCUUAUUGGGUGCAUGCCCGUGGUUCCUAUUUUAGCAAGCAAGAUCCAAAUGAAUAAUGGAAAUAAAAUUGAUAUAAAGAAUUUA